AUGUAUGCCUAUGCUCGUAGCUGUGUUCGCAUUGGUGACGGCUACAGUGAGGAGUUUGCUGUGAAGGUUGGAGUCCAUCAGGGGUCAGUACUCAGCCCUCUGCUUUUCAUCAUCGUGCUCGAGGCUCUGUCAUGCAGAUUUCGCACAGGUAUUCCCUGGGAGGAUUUGUAUGCUGAUGACUUGGUUAUCAUUGCUGACUCAUUGGAUGAAUGUGUCAAGAGGCUCCUGACUUGGAAAGAAGCUAUGGAAAGGAAAGGACUGAGAGUGAAUGCAAGCAAAACCAAGAUCAUGAUCUGCGGUACGGGUUUUGACCGGGUUUGGAUGCAAGCACUGGGGGCACAAGAAAUGCAGUGGACUCAUGCACCUGUUUGUGGACACCGUUUUAGAUGCUCAAGAUGCAGGGGAACGGCUCGCCCUCUUGACAACAGGCCGCAGAGUGAUGUUCAAGUUGGUCUGGACAAGUUGGAGGUUGUAGGUUCCUUCUGCUACCUUGGACAUGCUUUCCACGGCUGA
Ostrea edulis (European flat oyster) is the source of this 513-nucleotide messenger RNA. RefSeq lists its product as uncharacterized. The coding region runs from base 1 to 513 and encodes 170 amino acids. The record is from RefSeq and is a predicted model, not a curated record. Lineage: Eukaryota; Metazoa; Mollusca; Bivalvia; Ostreida; Ostreidae. The transcript has a single exon.